Molecule: messenger RNA, 1668 nt
Organism: Neltuma alba
Lineage: Eukaryota; Viridiplantae; Streptophyta; Magnoliopsida; Fabales; Fabaceae
Product: putative pentatricopeptide repeat-containing protein At3g23330
Exons: 2
Coding region: 32-1546 (504 amino acids)
Biological process (GO): RNA modification
Molecular function (GO): protein binding; zinc ion binding; RNA binding
Source: RefSeq, a predicted model, not a curated record
GUCUGAUAGAAAUUUGGUUUCUUGGAAUGCCAUGAUUUCAGGAUAUGUUCAAAAUGGUAUGAUACAUGAAUCAUUUUUGCUCUUUCAUGGAAUGGUUCUUAGUGGUGCCUCAUUUGAUUCAGGAACCUUGGUGAGCCUUAUUCAGGGUUGUUCCCACACAUGUAACUUGGAGAGCGGAAAGAUCCUCCAUGCUUGUGUCAUAAGAAAAGGAUUUGAAUCAAAUCUAAUUUUGUCCUCUGCAAUUGUUGACAUGUAUGCUAAAUGUGGUGCUGCAAAGCAGGCAACUACUGUUUUUGGAAGAAUGAAACAAAGGAAUGUGAUUACUUGGACAGCUAUGCUGGUGGGUUUAUCACAAAAUGGCUAUGCAGAGGAUGCCCUGAAAUUUUUCAUUCAGAUGCAAGAAGAGAAUGUGUCAGCAAAUUCUGUCACUCUUGUUAGUCUUGUACAUUGCUGUGCCCACAUGGGAUCUCUCAAGAAGGGUAUGAGCAUCCACUGUCAUUUAAUCCGACAUGGUUAUGCAUUUGAUGUGGUUAAUAUGUCAGCCUUGAUUGAUAUGUAUGUCAAAUGUGGUAAACUUAUCUCAGCUGAGAUACUAUUCAAUCAUGGAUUCCAUUUAAAAGAUGUAAUAUUUUGUAACUCUAUGAUCAUGGGUUAUGGCAUGCAUGGUCAUGGACUCCAUGCUAUUGGUGUCUAUGAUAGAAUGAUAAAGGAAGGCCUUAAGCCAAAUCAUGCUACAUUUGUUUCUCUCCUAGCAGCUUGUAGCCACGCAGGACUUAUCGAAGAAGGUAAGACUUUAUUUCAUAGCAUGGAAAGGGAUCAUAACAUUAAGCCUACUGAAAAACACUAUGCUUGUCUUGUGGAUCUUCUUAGUCGAGCUGGCCAUCUGGAGGAAGCUGAGGCAUUGGUGAAACAAAUGCCUUUUGAACCCAGCACUGAUGUGCUUGAAGCUCUGCUUAGUGGUUGCCAAACCCACAAGAACAUUGAUAUGGGCGUAGAAAUAGCAGACAGAUUGCUAUCUUCAGACUACUUGAAAUGUGGAAUUUAUGUGAAGUUAUCAAAUAUAUAUGCCCAAUCAAGAAGAUGGGAAUCUGUAAAUUAUGUAAGAAGCCUCAUGAGGACAAGGGGCUUGAAGAAAACACCUGCUUAUAGUUUGAUUGAAGUGGAAAACCAGGUAUGCACAUUUUUUGCUGGUGAUGAUUCACAUCCUAAAUGGGCAGAUAUUUAUGAGUUAUUAGAAAAUUUGAGAGUUGAGGUUGAAGCUCAUGGUUAUGUGCCUGAUACAAGUUGUGUUCUUCGCGAUGUGGAUGAGCCAAUGAAAGUGAAGUUGCUAUGGGGACAUAGUGAGAGAUUGGCUAUAGCUUUUGGUCUUUUAAACACACCAUACGGAAGCUUGCUUAGAAUUACAAAGAACCUUCGUGUUUGUGCUGAUUGUCACACUGUUACUAAAUACAUAUCAAAGAUAGUUAAGAGGGAGAUUAUUGUUAGAGAUGCUAAUCGCUUUCAUCACUUUGUUAAUGGGAAAUGUUCCUGCAAUGAUUUUUGGUAACAAGGAGACUCUGAGAAGAUAUGUAUGCAUAGAAAAAUUCAAGCCUGGAAUUGAACAUUAAAUAUAGCAGACGCUUCUUGAAAAUAUGAUGGCUAGAGAAGCUUUUUGUGGCGUUAGCUUGA